AAGCUGCAAGCCUUCGACAAAACGCGUCUUUCUUUCACUAUGCACGGUGUAUUGAUAUUAGCUUCUUAAAAUGAGCCCCUGAAAACCAUUUUUUUUUAAAAAAAACACAGCGUCCCAAAAGCUCAAAGGUGAGGCUUCGGAAAACACACACAUUGAACUUUAACAUUUACGACCUUGAGUUACUGAGCUAAGGAAGGCGCCUCGCCAGGGAUAAUCCUUCUGAAGCAACCGGAAGAAAGGCAUCAGCCUUAAAUUGCCUCCAAAACCCGGGGACGGUCCGGGAAGCAAGGGAUGGCUACUAACUUGGAGGUAGAUUUGUCUUGUCCAGUUUGCCUGGAGGUCUACCGAGACCCGGUGCUGCUGAGGUGCGGGCACAACUUCUGCAAAGACUGCAUCGAGAGGUACAUCGGGGAGUCUGGGGGGGCACUGAGCUGUCCCCUCUGCCGAGCGGAGUUCGACCGGGACUCGUUCUACUGCAACCGGCAGCUGGCCAACGUGAUAGCCGGAGUGUUGGGCCUGCGGCUCAGCGGCGGGGGGCAGGAGGGCAGCCUGCACUGUGAGGAACAUGGGAAAGCCCUGGAGCUCUUCUGCCGGGACGACAAGCGGCUCGUCUGCUUGGUCUGUGCACUCUGCCAGGAUCACAAGGGCCACGACUGCGUCCUGAAAGACGAAGCGUAUAAGGAGUGCAAGGAUACACUGAAAUGUGAAAUUGCAUCGUUGGAAGAGGUGUUUAAAAAGUAUACCACAAUGCACACGUCACAGGGGCAAGACAUCACACAACUAUUGGACAUGACAGAAAGGCUAAGAGAAGAUAUUGCAGUGAAAUUUGAAACCUUGCAUGAGUUUCUGAAUAUGAAGGAACGUGCAAUCGUACAGAACCUCACAGAAAAAGAAGAAUGUAUUCUGAAACAGCUGGAGGGUAAUGUCUUGAUACUUUCAAGAGAGCGUGACAACGUGGAAGCAAUAUUACAAGAUAUGUCAGCCAUGGUAAAUUCAGAAGACAGCAACCAGUUACUGAAGGAAUUUGCCAGUCUUAAGCAAAGGUCUGAAUCAAUUUACAAUCCGGUACUGAACAGACCAGACAUCAAACUGGAUGAAUUUUAUGGUCCCCUACUCUAUGGAGUGUGGAAACAGAUGAAGAAUGUUAUUAAAAUAGUUCCGAGUCCGCUUCGGUUUGACCCCAAAACAGCCAAUCCCCGCCUUCGCAUAUCAAAUCUUGGACGUAAACUGAUUUACUGCAAGAUACAAUCAGAGCCGCCAGAAACUCCUGAGAGAUUUACGAACCACCUUAGUGUUAUCACCUCGACCGGUUUAACCUCCGGAACUCAUUACUGGGAGGUAAAUGUCAGCGAAGGCUCUGACUGGUUUCUCGGAGUGGCCGCAGCGUCCGUCAACAGGAAGGUGUGCGUUGGAACCAAGCCCGAGAACGGCUAUUGGACUAUAGCCCGUGGAUGUGGGGUAAAUUACUUUGCUUACGACAAAGAAAGAGUGAUCAUCAGUCCUGAUAUUAAUCUAGAAACGGUCGGCGUGCACCUUGAUUACGAGAGAGGGAAGCUGUCAUUCUAUGAUGCCGAGGACAUGUCCCAUAUCUAUACGUUCAGUGACACGUUCACAGAGGAACUUUACCCGUAUUUUAGCAUCAAUUGCAAUGAGCAAUCUGUAGCGCCAACCUUAGAACUGUUUCAUCUGGAGCUUGUGAAACUGAAAGUUACCAUGGCGUCCUUGCAAGUGCUGGAGAGUAUGAAGGGCGAGGCGGUCUGCUCGAUCUGCCUGGACUUCUACGACGACCCGGUGACCAUAGACUGCGGCCACAACUUCUGCCGGGCGUGCAUCCAGGGCUACUGGGCGCCGCUGCGGGGCAAAGUGCAGUGCCCGCAGUGCAGGAGCCAGUUUGCCCAGAGGAACCUGCGGCCCAACCACUUCGUCUCCAACAUGGUGGAGGGCGUGAGGAAGCUGAGCCUCGGCCAGGGGGAGCCGGCCUCCCGGUGCCCCUACCACGACGAGAAGCUCAAGAUGUACUGCCGGGAGGACCAGCGGCCGAUCUGCGUGGUGUGCUCGGUCUCCCGGGAACACCAGGGCCACUCCGUCAGCCCCAUCGCCGAGGCAGCGGAGCUCUACAAGUGCAUGGUGCCUUGCUUCCAGAGUUUUGUGAACUCGUGUUGUUGUUCACUUCAACAGCAGCAGGCUGGGAGUCUGCAGAAGAACAUUGUGGCGAAGUUUGACCAGCUGCACCAGUUUCUGCAUCAGCAGGAGCAGAGCCUUCGAACAAAGCUGCAGCAAAAGGAGGCGGCGACUCUGCAGAAGCUGGAACAAAAUCUGGACAAGAUCUCCGAACAGCGCCUCGCUGUUGAACGGACAGUGGCAGAAAUACAGAAGAGGCUGACUCUGCAGGAGGCCGACUUCCUGAAGGAUGUCAUUGCCGUUCUCGACAGGCCUGCCAUGCAGUUUGAGAAGCCUACGAAAGUGCCCGCUGAUCUCGGCUUUGGUGAAUUUUCAGGCCCCCUACAGUACAUGACUUGGAAGCAGAUUGUGAAGCUGAUUAGUCCAGUUCCAGCCGCUCUGCAUCUGGACCCGAGCACAGCACACCCCCGGCUGGUGGUGUCAGACUGCAAGGCCAGCGUGAAGUUCAGCGAUAGCAAGCAGCAGGUCCCUGACCUGCCGGCGAGGUUCACGAACUGGCACAGCGUGCUGGCGCGCGAGGGUUUCAAAUCGGGCCAGCACUACUGGGAGGUGGAGGUGGGCAACAACAGCACCUGGGCGGUGGGGCUGGCGAGGGAGUCCGUGCCACGCAAGAAGGAUUUCUCGCCGGAGCCGUGUGCUGGUGUCUGGGCCUUGUGGCGGCUGAAGGAUGAGUACACCACCCUGGCCAUGCCUCGGACCGCCCUCCCCAUCCGCACUGGCCCUCGAACCCUGGGAGUCUACCUCGACUAUGAAGCGGGUCAGGUGUCACUGUACGAUGCGGUCAACCUGUCUCAUCUCUGCACCUUCACCGAUAAAUUCAGUGAGAAAGUCCACCCCUUCUUCCUAACAGGCUGUGCGCUUGACCAGUUGAAACUCGUCCACUUUCAGAUAUAAAACGCAAGAUCUCGGUGUGAGGCAAGGUCAUUUGGCCAGUUGAGUCUCUGCCAUUCAUUGCUGAUCUCAUCAUCCUCAACUCCAUUUCGCUGCCUCUUCCUCAUUCCAUCACUGAUUAAAACUCUCGCUAACUCAGCGUUGAAUAGACAUUAUCAUCGGGUCUCCUCAAUUUCAGCUAUCUGAAGUCUCGUUAACUGUUCCAUUUAAAAGAAUAUUUCAUUAAUGACAAAGCAGGGACCGUAUUCGUGAGAAUUGCUAACUUUUCAUUCACAGGAAUAAAAAUGUACUCCAUUAUUCCUUCAGAUGUUUUGAGCUAAACCUCUAGAGGUCCAUCCCAAAGUCUCACUCACCUUUCUGCCACCUGCCCGACCUUCAAAAUGCACCUUAAAAGAUGCAGGGUUUGGUUAAGGAACCAUUAAUGGAUCUUGACCUUCUCUGUCAAUCUGAACAGUAAGUGAUUACCACGCUUCAGAAAUCAGUGAUUGUCAUUGGAAUGGAACUCCAUCUCCUGAAAGUAUCGCACAUCAUUUGUGAAGUGUGGUGAACUGAAGAGUUGUGAUGCAUUUAGUAUUUCUGGUCUUGGCAUUCAUAAAUAUAGUUAUAAUUAUCAAGAUCAUAAGGAGUCCAGACAUGAUUUUAAUCAAUGCCCCAUACACAACCUUCAACAUUCACUCCCUUCACCAAUGGCGUUCAGUGGCAGCAGUGCGUAACAUCUACAAGAUGCACUACAGAAAUUCACCAAAGAUCCUCAGACAGCACCUUCUAAACCAUGACCACUGCCAUCUAGAAGGACAAGGGCAGCUGCUAUAUGGGAACACUAUCGCCUGCAAAUUCCCCUCCAAGCCCGUUACCAUCCUGACAUGGAAAUAUAUCGCAGUUCCUCCAAUGACACUGGUCAAAAUUAUGGAAUUCCCUCCCCAAGGACCUGGGCUGCAUCAGUUCAAGAAGGCAGCUCAUCACUGCUUUUUCAAGGGCAACUGAGAAAGGCUGGCCCAGCCAGUGACGCCCACAGCCUUAGAACACAAGACAUAAGGUAAAUAAAGCAAGUUUCAUGAUCUUUGAUGUCUAAUGGACAAAGAAAUGUGAGAUGGUGGAACAUUUAGUUAAUGCUGUUUGUCCUUUGACUUUCAUCUCACUGCACAACACCUGAUUCACAUGUGACUCUGGUGGAGGAGUGGAUUGAUAACCAACUCCCUGACGGAUGAUUUGCGAACGAGCUUUCAAGUUUGAAUGGGAAAUGGUGAGGAACCAGUGUUACAACUUUAUCAGGCUUCACAAGUAGUUCGAGAGGGAAAGAGAGAGCUUCAGUGAUUUUCUCUUAUUGACUCAGCGAGCUGUCAGUUUAUUUAACAACUCGCAUCUCGGAUCGAUAGGAACAUGCAGAAACUUCGAGACAGAGACUGUUGCAAGGCAGUGAACAGCUCAUCCAUGACUUCUGCAUAUCUGCUUGUCCUGCAAUCAAACAAUAAAAUCCAUCUCUUAGUGCUUCUUAAAAGGUUUCCUUAGAUUCUCUGAAAAUUACUUGCUUUCCAAGUGAACAGCAGAUAUUCUACACUUGUAUAUUCACCCCUUGUUUUCAAGAAAUGACAUGAUAAAAUCUUUCUCCAAAGAAAUAUUCCAUGUUCCUGUGUUAUUCCUGAUGAAGGGCUUUUGCCUGUCGAUGCUGCCUGUCGAUGCUGCCUGAAUUGCUGUGCUCUUCCAGCACCACUGAUCCAGAAUCCUGUUUCUCAUAGCCCAUUAACAUAUAUGUAUCCUCAACAGUAAUAUUGCCAGAAUAUUUACAUACCAAUCAAAAUGUUUGUGCAUAUUUGGAAUGAAUGUAAUUUGUGAACAGUCGGAUGAUGAUGUGACAAAAUACAAGGAGAAACACACUGAAGUAAUUCAACUGCUCCAUCCUUGGGCAGAGAUAUCAGUAUUCUGGUGGAAUCAGGUGAACAGAAAAUACUGACCAGGGUUCCUGUGCUGAUUAAGGAAAACAAAAAUUUUGUUUUUAUUCUUAACAUGUAAAUUAUAAUCACAAGGAAGUAGCUGUGAGCAGCAAUGUGGUUCUAUUCAAUAAAACUAUGCCCCUUUUUCCAACCUCUACAUACACAUAAGGAUGCCCGUGCACAGGCCCGCCCACGCGCACGCAUACACACACAGUAAAAUAAAAACAGUUGUGUGGAUGGAGCAAAAUAAACUGAGGAACACAAUUCAGUUGCACCAGUCCACAAGUGUAAUGUCUAAUUGGGUUUGUAUUACUCAAAUACAUCAAUACUUAUUCAUGCUAAGUGUUGGGACAAAUCUGGUUACCUUUUCUGUCCCUGUUUCUUACAAAAUACUUGAGAUUUGAUGGACAACUAAUUAAUCUGCUAAUAUUGACAGGCCACAUUUACCAGUGCAUGCAAUUCAACUUGAAAUGUUUUGUUUUGGGUUUUUUCAUUCUUUGUUCAAUUCAUUUGCUUCUGUAUUUGUUUUUCUUACCUGACAAUUCCAGGUUACUAAUUUAGUUAUCAAUUUAAAAUAUAUAUUUCUAUGUAUACAUUUCAACAUCUUUGGUUCUGAUGAAUUGAUUGCUAUAAAUAUUCUGUCAGUAAAUAAAAGUAGUCAUAAUGUAA
Chiloscyllium plagiosum (whitespotted bambooshark) is the source of this 5672-nucleotide messenger RNA. RefSeq names its product zinc-binding protein A33-like. The record is from RefSeq and is a predicted model, not a curated record. Gene Ontology annotation, molecular function: protein binding; zinc ion binding. NCBI's taxonomy places the organism in Eukaryota, Metazoa, Chordata, Chondrichthyes, Orectolobiformes, Hemiscylliidae.